Condylura cristata (star-nosed mole) is the source of this 1089-nucleotide messenger RNA. RefSeq names its product growth differentiation factor 3 (gene GDF3). NCBI's taxonomy places the organism in Eukaryota, Metazoa, Chordata, Mammalia, Eulipotyphla, Talpidae. The coding region runs from base 1 to 1089 and encodes 362 amino acids. The record is from RefSeq and is a predicted model, not a curated record. Gene Ontology annotation, cellular component: extracellular region. Gene Ontology annotation, molecular function: cytokine activity; growth factor activity. Gene Ontology annotation, biological process: SMAD protein signal transduction; BMP signaling pathway. The transcript has 2 exons.
AUGCUUCCUUCCCCGCCAGGCUUCGUUCUCCGUCUCCUCUUAACGCUGGCCUUGGGCCAGACGUUCCAAUUGCAGGAAUAUCUCCUUCAGUUUCUGGAUUUAGGUAAGGUGCCCUCUCCCCAGAAGUUACAGCCUGUGCCUUAUUUCUUGAAGAAAAUGUUUCAGGAUCAAGAGAAAGCAGCCAUCCUUGGGGCCCCCCAAGACUUAUGCUACGUAAAGGAACUGGGUGUCCGUGGGAAUGUCCUCCGACUUUUCCCCGAUCAAGGUUUCUUCUUAUACUCGAAAUCUUCCCAAGUCUCGUGCCUGCAGAAGCUCCUUUAUUUUAACCUGUCUGCCAUCCAAGAGAAGGAACAGCUAACAGUGGCCCGGCUGGGCCUGGACUUGGGGCCCAACACUUACUACAACCUGCACCCUGAGUUGGAGUUGGCGCUGUGCCUGGUUGGGGAUCCUCAUGUGUGGGGCCCAUCCACCCCGAGGUCAGGUAGAGUGUUAAUCUUGCAGUCCGUGCCAUGGCCUCAAGGCACUCUUCACUUCAACCUGCUGAGUGUGCUAAAGGAUCGCAAGAACAGCUCCCUGAAGAACUUAGGUUUGUUCCUCGAGAUACUGGUUAAAGGAAGCGGAGACUCACAGUGGAAUUUUCAGCAUGAGGUCACCUGUUCUAGACUGAGAGCUUCCCUGAGUGCUUCCUUGCUGGUAGUGACCCUAAACCCUGAGCAGUGUCACCCUGCUCUACGAAAAAAGAGAGCAGCUCUCCCUGCCCCUCAGGCUUCCUGUAAGAAUCUCUGCCAUCGUCACCAGCUGUUCAUCAACUUCCAGGACCUGGGCUGGGACAAGUGGAUCAUCGCCCCCAAGGGCUUCAUGGCAAAUUACUGUCACGGAAACUGUCCUUUCUCACUGACCACCUCCCUCAACAGCUCCAAUUACGCUUUCAUGCAAGCACUGAUGCAUGCCGUGGACCCGGACAUCCCCCAGGCCGUCUGUAUCCCCACCAGGCUGUCCCCCAUUUCCAUGCUUUAUCAGGACAAUGAUGACAACGUCAUUCUACGACAUUAUGAAAACAUGGUGGUGGAUGAAUGCGGCUGUGGGUAG